UUAUUGAAAACGAGUUGAAAAAAUUUAAAAGUUAUGAAAAAAGUAGGAAAAACUGAAAAAAACGAGUGGGAGAAAAAUGUUGAAACUCUAGAAAUAGGCACAUUAGCUUCCAAAAUGUUCAGACUCCAGCCGUGCGAUUAAUCCCACACAGGCACAUCAACGGUAGAGUGGUAGACACGAGACUAGACACCGGCUGGAAAAUAUUAGGCGCGAUAUCUGCUGGUUUUGCAUGGAGUAGACGAAUACUCCGUAGUAUAGGUUGCUGCUUGGCUUCUCUCUCUCUCUCUCUCGAUCUCGACAGCAGGUUAACUUAAAGGGAAUAAUGGCUUCAAACCGAUCGAGCAAUGGAAGAUCGCCACUAGUCAAUCAACAGCGGCAAAUCACAGCUUUUUUUGCCAAGAAAACAUCUUCCACCCCUUCAUCUUCUCCCUCCCCUUCACCUUCCUCUCUCUGCCCCAAAGUUAACAGUACAACCCCAAACCCUAACUCUCUCACCUUCUCCAACCCAUCUGAUUCCAGCCCACCCACGAAGUCCCCCCUGGAUUCCAAGUUGAGUAAAUCUCUCUUAGUCACCGGACAGCCUCCAGUUCCCGAUUCUACUAAGACUUCAUACCAACGAGAGGUUCUCAACCGGAGGAUUAGGGUUUAUUGGCCCUUGGACAAGUGUUGGUAUGAAGGAUGUGUAAAAUCUUUUGAUGAGAUUUCGGGGAAACAUUUGGUUCAAUAUGAUGAUGAUGAUGAGGAGACGCUGGACCUUUCCCAGGAAAGGAUUGAGUGGAUUGAGACUCCAGUCGUUAAGAAGUAUCGCCGAUUGCGGCGGCUUGGAGUGGCUGAGGACAAUGAGGAAGAAAAGUGGGAUGUUAUUGGGAAUGUUGGAAAUGACUUUCAUGAUGCAGAGUGGGAAAAUAGUGUUAGUAAAGAAGCAGACGGGGAUAAAGAUUGCAUAAGUGAUAUGGAUUUAGAAGCCUGGGAGGAAGAUAAUAAUGAUAUAGGGUUAAGAAUAGGAUGUCCAGAUCUGGUCAAGAAGACAGAAAUAGGGAAGAGGAAAUGUAGUGAAGGGCAUACGUUGCCUUCUACCUUGAUAAAGAAGAUUAAAAGUGGCGGAAGUAAUAAAAGUACACAAAUCAAGGCACCAACUACUACUAAUCGAGAAUGCUUGAAGGAGUCAAACACUAAUACAGUUUUAAAUGACAAUUCAAUGGAAAGAUUUAGCACACGUGAAAUGGAGAAGUUCCCCUUCCUCAGAAAGGACAGGAGAGAUGCAAACCGAAGGCGCAUUGGAGAUGUCAAUUAUGAUUCCAGGACUCUAUAUCUCCCCCCUAGCUUUUUAAAAGGUCUAACUGGUGGUCAGAGACAAUGGUGGGAAUUCAAGUCAAAACACAUGGACAAGGUUCUUUUCUUUAAGAUGGGGAAGUUUUAUGAGCUGUUUGAAAUGGAUGCACAUGUUGGAGCCAAAGAGUUAGACUUGCAAUACAUGAAGGGAGAACAACCUCAUUGUGGUUUUCCAGAAAAAAACUUCUCGAUGCAUGUAGAAAAAUUAGCUCAAAAGGGUUAUAGGGUUCUUGUCGUUGAGCAAACAGAGACGCCUGAACAACUUGAGUUUCGUCGUAGGGAAAAUGGAUCGAAAGACAAGGUCGUGAAGCGUGAGGUAUGUGGAAUUAUCACAAAAGGAACAUUAACUGAAGGUGAAAUGCUCAUAGGGAACCCUGAUGCGUCAUAUCUUAUUGCGGUGAGUGAAAGUAACCAACAGGGACGAACUUAUGGGGUUUGUCUGGUUGAUAUUGCUACGAGUAAAGUUAUCCUCGGACAGUUUGCAGAUGAUCCGGAUUGCAGUUCUCUCUGCAGUUUAUUAAUUGAGUUUAGACCAGUGGAAAUAAUAAAACCUUCCAAGUUGCUUAGCCCUGAAACUGAGAGAGUACUUCUUAGACAUACAAGAAGUCCACUAGUGAAUGACUUGAUUCCCCUUUCUGAGUUCUGGGAUGCUGAAAAGACAAUUUCCGAAGUUAAGACUAUGUAUCAACGUCUUAAUAAUACAACGGUUCCAUAUUGUCAAGAUGAAUCAGAUAGGGAUUGCAUUGUGUCAAUUCAUAAGGAUGCUCAAUUAGGUACUUUACCGAGUGUGCUGUCUGAGCUUGCUAAUGUGGGUGAGAAAGGGAUUCAUGCGCUCUCAGCUCUAGGAGGAACUCUAUUCUAUUUAAGGCAAGCUUUCCUGGAUGAGAGUCUACUCAAGUAUGCACAGUUUCAGUUGCUCCCCUUUUCUGGUUUUGGUGAAAUUUCUCAGAAACGAUAUAUGAUUCUUGAUGCUGCUGCUCUUGAAAACCUUGAGAUAUUUGAGAAUAGCAAAAACUGUGGUACUUUAGGGACAUUGUAUGCUCAGAUGAAUCAUUGUGUGACAGCAUUUGGGAAAAGGCUACUGAGGACAUGGCUUGCAAGACCUUUAUAUCAUCUGGAGGCAAUUAAAGAACGACAGGAUGCAGUAGCCGGACUAAAGCUGUGGAAGAGGACUAAUCUGAGAGCAUUAGCAGCAGCAAUUGGGAAGCCUAAGUCAAUAGUUCAUGAGUGGGUAAAAAGAGGUAAUCAACCCCUCAACUCCCCUGACCUAAAUGUGUUGGACCUUGGAUUUUUCAAAGCAAUUCAGUCUUUAAAAGAGCAAUGUGCUCCAAACACAGUGACUGAAUUGUUAGAGGCAGUGGAAGGAGCAUAUAGUUCUCUAAGGCCUGAAACCCUAAACAAGGUGUGGUUGAGUUAUCAGCAGGGUGCUAACCUACCGGCCGUACUUGAGUUUAGAAAAGAGAUAUCACGACUUCCUGACAUGGAAAGGCUACUUUCCCGAAUAUUUGCUAGCAGUGAAGGUAAUGGGAGGAAUGCAAAUAAAGUGGUAUUAUAUGAGGAUGCUGCAAACAAACAGCUACAUCAGUUCAUCUCAGCUUUAAGAGGUUGUGAACUAAUGGCGUGUGCAUGUGCCUCACUUGGCUUAACUUUGGAAAGCUCAGAUUCAAAGCUAUUACAUAAUCUUCUGGUAUCUGGUAAGGGACUUCGAGAUGUCCAACUUGUUAUAAAGCAUUUUAAAGAUGCUUUUGAUUGGGCGGAAGCAAAGAGUUCAGGUCGUAUUAUUCCUUGUGAAGGGGCUGAUGAGGAGUAUGAUUCUGCCUGUGAAUCCAUUAGGAGUGUUGAACUUAAUCUGUUGAAGCACUUGAAGACACAACAGAAGCUAUUUGGAGAUCCAUCGAUAAAAUAUGUCACAGUUGGAAAGGAUUCAUACCUUUUGGAAGUGCCAGAGAGUUUGAGCCAGUGCAUUCCUCAAGAGUACGAGUUGCAAUCAUCUAAAAAGGGUUAUAUCCGGUAUCGGAAUCCAGUCAUAAGGAAGUUAAUGGUAGAGCUUUCUCAAGCUGAAACAGAGAGAGAGUCCAAGUUGAGAACCAUUUUACAAAGGCUUAUAAGGCAUUUUUGUGAACAUCAUAGUAAAUGGAGAGAUCUAGUUUCUACUAUUGCAGAUCUGGAUGUGUUGAUCAGUUUAUCCAUUGCCAGUGAUUAUUAUGAAGGGCCUACAUGCCGCCCACAUUUAAGGGAACCACCCACUCACAAUGAUGUGCCAUGCCUUGUUGCUAAAAGCUUAGGGCAUCCUAUCAUUAGAAGUGAUUCUCUAGAUAAAGGAGCAUUUGUCUCCAAUGAUGUAACACUUGGUGGUACUGAACAUUCAAGCUUUAUCCUGCUGACUGGCCCUAAUAUGGGAGGAAAGUCUACUCUUUUGCGCCAAGUUUGCUUGGCUGUGAUUUUGGCACAGGUAGGGGCUUAUGUACCAGCAGUAUCCUUUGAUCUUUCUCCUGUUGACAAGAUCUUUGUUCGAAUGGGUGCUAAAGAUAAUAUUAUGUCCGGUCAAAAUAGUAGAUACACAUAUGCUGCCAAAGACCUUGUGGUCAAGUGGCAAAAAUAUGGCUCUUCCAAAUGGGAGCUCAAAGGAAUGGAAUUCAUGGACACUCAUAUGAUGGGAUCGGCGAUUAGCAUAGAUAUUGAUUUGGCGUACCCAUUUACUCUCGAUUUGAACCCAAAUUCCGGUGAAUCACUGGUUCCUUCCCAAUAUCAGCAGGUUAACUUAAAGGGAAUAAUGGCUUCAAACCGAUCGAGCAAUGGAAGAUCGCCACUAGUCAAUCAACAGCGGCAAAUCACAGCUUUUUUUGCCAAGAAAACAUCUUCCACCCCUUCAUCUUCUCCCUCCCCUUCACCUUCCUCUCUCUGCCCCAAAGUUAACAGUACAACCCCAAACCCUAACUCUCUCACCUUCUCCAACCCACCUGAUUCCAGCCCACCCACGAAGUCCCCCCUCGAUUCCAAGUUGAGUAAAUCUCUCUUAGUCACCGGACAGCCUCCAAUUCCCGAUUCUACUAAGACUUCAUACCAGCGAGAGGUUCUCAACCGGAGGAUUAGGGUUUAUUGGCCCUUGGACAAGUGUUGGUAUGAAGGUUGUGUAAAAUCUUUUGAUGAGAUUUCGGGGAAACAUUUGGUUCAAUAUGAUGAUGAUGAGGAGGAGACGCUGGACCUUUCCCAGGAAAGGAUUGAGUGGAUUGAGACUCCAGUCGUUAAGAAGUAUCGCCGAUUGCGGCGGCUUGGAGUGGCCGAGGAUGAUGAGGAAGAAAAGUUGUAUGUUAUUGGGAAUGUUGGAAAUGACUUUCAUGAUGCGGAGUGGGAAAAUAGUGUUAGUAAAGAAGCAGACGGGGAUAAAGAUUGCAUAAGUGAUAUGGAUUUAGAAGCCCGGGAGGAAGAUAAUAAUGAUAUAGGGUUAAGAAUAGGAUGUCCAGAUCUGGUCAAGAAGACAGAAAUAGGGAAGAGGAAAUGUAGUGAAGGGCAUACGUUGCCUUCUACCUUGGUAAAGAAGAUAAAAAGUGGCGGAAGUAAUAAAAGUACACAAAUCAAGGCACCAACUACUACUAAUCGAGAAUGCUUGAAGGAGUCAAAUACUAAUACAGUUUUAAAUGACAAUUCAAUGGAAAGAUUUAGCACACGUGAAAUGGAGAAGUUCCCCUUCCUCAGAAAGGACAGGAGAGAUGCAAACCGAAGGUGCAUUGGAGAUGUCAAUUAUGAUUCCAGGACUCUAUAUCUCCCCCCUAGCUUUUUAAAAGGUCUAACUGGUGGUCAGAUGGGGAAGUUUUAUGAGCUGUUUGAAAUGGAUGCACAUGUUGGAGCCAAAGAGUUAGACUUGCAAUACAUGAAGGGAGAACAACCUCAUUGUGGUUUUCCAGAAAAAAACUUCUCGAUGAAUGUAGAGAAAUUAGCUCAAAAGGGUUAUAGGGUUCUUGUCGUUGAGCAAACAGAGACGCCUGAACAACUUGAGUUUCGUCGUAGGGAAAAUGGAUCGAAAGACAAGGUCGUGAAGCGUGAGGUAUGCGGAAUUAUCACAAAAGGAACAUUAACUGAAGGUGAAAUGCUCAUCGGGAACCCUGAUGCGUCAUAUCUUAUUGCGGUGAGUGAAAGUAACCAACAGGGACGAACUUAUGGGGUUUGUCUGGUUGAUAUUGCUACGAGUAAAGUUAUCCUCGGACAGUUUGCAGAUGAUCCGGAUUGCAGUUCUCUCUGCAGUUUAUUAAUUGAGUUUAGACCAGUGGAAAUAAUAAAACCUUCCAAGUUGCUUAGCCCUGAAACUGAGAGAGUACUUCUUAGACAUACAAGAAGUCCACUAGUGAAUGACUUGAUUCCCCUUUCUGAGUUCUGGGAUGCUGAAAAGACAAUUUCUGAAGUUAAGACUAUGUAUCAACGUCUUAAUAAUACAACGGUUCCAUAUUGUCAAGAUGAAUCAGAUAGGGAUUGCAAUGUGUCAAUUCAUAAGGAUGCUCAAUUAGGUACUUUACCGAGUGUGCUGUCUGAGCUUGCUAAUGUGGGUGAGAAAGGGAUUCAUGCGCUCUCAGCUCUAGGAGGAACUCUAUUCUAUUUAAGGCAAACUUUCCUGGAUGAGAGUCUACUCAAGUAUGCAGAGUUUCAGUUGCUCCCCUUUUCUGGUUUUGGUGAAAUUUCUCAGAAACGAUAUAUGAUUCUUGAUGCUGCUGCUCUUGAAAACCUUGAGAUAUUUGAGAAUAGCAAAAACUGUGGUACUUUAGGGACAUUGUAUGCUCAGAUGAAUCAUUGUGUGACAGCAUUUGGGAAAAGGCUACUGAGGACAUGGCUUGCAAGACCUUUAUAUCAUCUGGAGGCAAUUAAAGAGCGACAGGAUGCAGUAGCCGGACUAAAGGGUGCUAACCUACCGGCUGUACUUGAGUUUAGAAAAGAGAUAUCACGACUUCCUGACAUGGAAAGGCUACUUUCCCGAAUAUUUGCUAGCAGUGAAGGUAAUGGGAGGAAUGCAAAUAAAGUGGUAUUAUAUGAGGAUGCUGCAAACAAACAGCUACAUCAGUUCAUCUCAGCUUUAAGAGGUUGUGAACUAAUGGCGUGUGCAUGUGCCUCACUUGGCUUCACUUUGGAAAGCACAGAUUCAAAGCUAUUACAUAAUCUUCUGGUAUCUGGUAAGGGACUUCGAGAUGUCCAACUUGUUAUAAAGCAUUUUAAAGAUGCUUUUGAUUGGGCGGAAGCAAAGAGUUCAGGUCGUAUUAUUCCUUGUGAAGGGGCUGAUGAGGAGUAUGAUUCUGCCUGUGAAUCCAUUAGGAGUGUUGAAAUUAAUCUGUUGAAGCACUUGAAGACACAACAGAAGCUGUUUGGAGAUCCAUCGAUAAAAUAUGUCACAGUUGGAAAGGAUUCAUACCUUUUGGAAGUGCCAGAGAGUUUGAGCCAGUGCAUUCCUCAAGAGUACGAGUUGCAAUCAUCUAAAAAGGGUUAUAUCCGGUAUCGGAAUCCAGUCAUAAGGAAGUUAAUGGUAGAGCUUUCUCAAGCUGAAACAGAGAGAGAGUCCAAGUUGAGAACCAUUUUACAAAGGCUUAUAAGGCAUUUUUGUGAACAUCAUAGUAAAUGGAGAGAUCUAGUUUCUACUAUUGCAGAUCUGGAUGUGUUGAUCAGUUUAUCCAUUGCCAGUGAUUAUUAUGAAGGGCCUACAUGCCGCCCACAUUUAAGGGAACCACCCACUCACAAUGAUGUGCCAUGCCUUGUUGCUAAAAGCUUAGGGCAUCCUAUCAUUAGAAGUGAUUCUCUAGAUAAAGGAGCAUUUGUCUCCAAUGAUGUAACACUUGGUGGUACUGAACAUUCAAGCUUUAUCCUGCUGACUGGCCCUAAUAUGGGAGGAAAGUCUACUCUUUUGCGCCAAGUUUGCUUGGCUGUAAUUUUGGCACAGGUAGGGGCUUAUGUACCAGCAGUAUCCUUUAAUCUUUCUCCUGUUGACAAGAUCUUUGUUCAAAUGGGUGCUAAAGAUAAUAUUAUGUCCGGUCAAAGUACAUUUUUAAUGGAGCUCUUAGAAACUGCAUCUAUGCUGUCAUCUGCAAGUCGAUACUCACUCGUUGCACUGGAUGAACUUGGCCGAGGAACAUCAACAUCUGAUGGACAAGCAAUCGCCGAGUCAGUUCUGGAACAUUUUGUUCACAAGGUACAAUGUAGAGGGCUGUUUUCUACUCAUUACCAUCGAAUAGCCAUUGACUAUAAGGAUGAUCCCAAGGUCUCACUCUGUCACAUGGCAUGUCAUGUUGGCAAUGGUAUGGGAGGCAUGGAGGAAGUUACUUUUCUUUAUAGGUUAACACUUGGCAUAUGUCCUAAGAGUUAUGGUGUGAAUGUUGCGCGGCUGGCUGGGAUCCCUGAUAGUAUACUACAAAGGGCUGCUCAAAAGUCUCAAGAAUUUGAGUGGGCUUAUGACAACCGUACACGGUCCGGAGGCAAUUCCAGUGAGAGUUGGGAUGAGAAGGUGGUAAGAAUAAUUGGGAGCCUGUUACGUCUUGCUGGUUACGAUGAAUCCCGUGGCAGUGAGGUUGCUGUUUUAUUGAAUGAACUACAGCAUAGAGCGAAAAUGCUAGUGGAAUAAACUCAAGAGUUGAAGAGAGUUUGUACAUUUCUCUGACUUGCGUUUUUUGUAUGCUCUCCAUUGUGUACUUUUAGGAGUUUAUUUUCCUGCUGCGGGUAAAAAUCACCAUAUAUCCCUCCCUAUCAAAAAGUCCCUUAGAUUUGAUUGCUUGAGCAUUACUUGGAUUUGGGCACAAUAGAAUCUUUUGGUUGGAUCGGGCUGUUUUUUAUGUACUACCUUUGGUUUCUAACUACGUUUUAUGAAAUAUUGCUAAAAUCAUAGAGGCAUGUGUUGCCAUUAU
This is a messenger RNA of Cuscuta campestris, 8207 nucleotides long. Lineage: Eukaryota; Viridiplantae; Streptophyta; Magnoliopsida; Solanales; Convolvulaceae. The record is from the annotation of a GenBank genome assembly.